This is a messenger RNA of Penicillium canariense, 1830 nucleotides long. RefSeq names its product dihydroxy-acid dehydratase ILV3 (gene ilv3). The transcript is spliced from 3 exons. Gene Ontology annotation, cellular component: mitochondrion. Lineage: Eukaryota; Fungi; Ascomycota; Eurotiomycetes; Eurotiales; Aspergillaceae. Gene Ontology annotation, molecular function: dihydroxy-acid dehydratase activity. Bases 1 to 1830 code for a protein of 609 amino acids. The record is from RefSeq and is a predicted model, not a curated record. Gene Ontology annotation, biological process: branched-chain amino acid biosynthetic process.
AUGCUGCCUCAAACUCGGGCGCGGGUGCCUGCCGCUCUGCGGAGCUUGACCCGGUCGGCUGCGACUAUUCGGACUCUCUCGACCACCAUCCCCCGCUUCCAGGAAGAUGACAAGGCCCUCAACAAGUACUCCCGCACUAUCACCCAGCCCAAGUCUCAGGGCGCCUCCCAGGCCAUGCUGUACGCCACCGGUCUCACGGAGGAGGAUAUGAACAAGGCCCAAGUCGGCAUUUCCUCCGUCUGGUUCAGUGGCAACCCUUGCAACAUGCACUUGCUCGACCUGAAUAACAAGGUACGCCAGGGUGUGCAGGAUCAGGGCAUGCUUGGGCUCCAAUUCAACACCGUCGGUGUCAGUGACGCCAUCAGUAUGGGCACCUCGGGUAUGCGCUACUCCCUGCAGAGCCGUGACCUGAUUGCCGACUCCGUGGAGACUGUGAUGGGUGGCCAGUGGUACGACGCCAACAUCAGCAUUCCCGGCUGUGACAAGAACAUGCCCGGUGUCCUGAUGGCCAUGGGCCGUCUCAACCGCCCCAGUCUGAUGGUCUACGGUGGUACCAUUAAGCCCGGCUGCGCCGUGACCCAGAACAAUGCCGAUAUUGACAUUGUUUCCGCCUUCCAAGCCUACGGCCAAUUCAUCACCAAGGAGAUCACCGAGCCCCAGCGCUUCGAUGUCAUCCGUCACGCCUGCCCCGGCGAGGGUGCAUGCGGUGGUAUGUACACUGCCAAUACCAUGGCGACCGCCAUCGAGACCAUGGGUAUGACUCUGCCUGGCUCUUCCUCCAACCCGGCCAACUCCCAGGCCAAGUACCUGGAGUGUCUGGCUGCUGGUGGCGCGAUCAAGAAGCUGCUCACCGAGGACAUCCGUCCCCGUGAUAUCCUGACCCGCCAAGCCUUCGAGAACGCCAUGGUCCUCGUUAACAUCACUGGGGGUUCUACCAACGCUGUGCUGCACCUGAUCGCCAUCGCCGACUCAGUGGGCAUCAAGCUUGACAUCGAGGACUUCCAGACCGUCUCCGACCGUACCCCGUUCCUGGCCGACCUGAAGCCCUCGGGCAAGUACGUCAUGGCCGACAUGCACGCCAUUGGUGGUACUCCCGCCCUGCUGAAGCUCCUCCUCAAAGAGGGUCUCAUUGACGGCUCCGGCAUGACCGUCACUGGUGAGACUCUCGCCAAGAACCUCGAGAAGGUCCCCGACUUCCCGGAUGACCAGAAGAUCAUCCGCCCCUUGUCCAACCCCAUCAAGCCCACUGGCCACAUCCAGAUCCUGCGGGGCUCUCUCGCCCCCGGUGGUAGCGUCGGUAAGAUCACCGGUAAGGAGGGUACCUCCUUCACUGGCAAGGCCCGUGUGUUCGACCACGAGGACGACUUCAUCGCUGCGCUGGAACGCAACGAAAUCUCAAAGGAGGAGAAGACUGUGGUUGUUAUCCGCUACACCGGCCCCAAGGGUGGCCCCGGUAUGCCUGAAAUGCUCAAGCCCUCCUCCGCCCUGAUGGGCGCUGGUCUCGGCUCUUCCUGUGCCCUGAUCACCGAUGGCCGCUUCAGCGGUGGUUCCCACGGUUUCCUGAUCGGGCACAUCGUCCCCGAGGCCGCUGUCGGUGGCCCCAUCGGUCUGGUCAAUGACGGUGACGUGAUCACCAUCGACGCCGACAAGCGCGCCCUUGACCUUGAGGUCCCGGAGUCAGAGCUUGCUGAGCGCCGCAAGGACUGGGAGGCCCGCAAGGCGGCUGGUCUGCUGCCCGAGACUGGUCUGACUAUGCGCGGUACCCUGGGCAAGUAUGCCCGGAACGUCACGGAUGCCAGCCAGGGCUGCAUCACCGAUGCUGUAGAGUAA